Messenger RNA from Rotaria sp. Silwood1, 762 nucleotides. NCBI's taxonomy places the organism in Eukaryota, Metazoa, Rotifera, Eurotatoria, Philodinida, Philodinidae. The record is from the annotation of a GenBank genome assembly.
AUGGCCGCUUCGGAUAAACUUGGUCUUGGACUUGACGAUAUCAUUCGAUUAGAUCGUACAACAAAUCGACGUGGUGGUGGUGGUGGUGGUGGUGGUGGUCGUGGUGGUGGAAAUCGAGCAUUUCAAGGACGUACUGGUCGAGGAGGUGCUAAUGGAUUUCGAGCUCGUGGUGGUGCUGGAAUACCUCGAACAUCAAAUCCAUCAGCAAUAGGUCGUUGGAAACAUGACCUUUAUGAUGAUAAUACAAAUCGAAAUCGAGAAAUACCAAGAAAUACUGGUGUGAAUAGUACAACGAAAUUGCUUAUUUCAAAUCUUGAUUUUGGUGUAACUACAAAUGAUAUUAAAGAAUUAUUUGAAGAUAUAGGAGCUGUACGUGCAGCUCGUGUACAUUUUGAUGAAAGUGGCCGAUCUUUAGGCACAGCUGAAGUUGUCUAUGAACGUCGUGCAGAUGGUAUUACUGCUCAACAAAAAUAUAAUAGCCUUAAUCUUGAUGGUCGUCCAAUGGACAUCAAACUUGUCGGUAGUGUCGACGAUGGAUCUAAAUCACGAUUAAGUCGUUUUUCAUUAGCUAAUGUAGGUAAUAAUAGAACACAACGGCCUGGUAUUCGUAAUACUAAUCAACAAAAUUAUGUUGGCGGAAAUCGAACACGUGGUGGUAAACAACAACAAAAUGGUACUAGUAGAAAGAAAGAAGAAAUUACAGCUGACGAUCUUGAUGCUGAACUUGAUGCAUAUCGUGCUGAAAGUAAACAAAAAAACUAA